CGGGGCCAGGCUGAGGGCGGGGGCGGGCAGCAGCGCCUCCCGGCGGGCGGCGCGCUCGGCCCGGCCCCUUCGCGCCCGGCCCCGGCGCUUCCGGCCGUGCGCGCGGCGGAAAGUUGACGCGGACGGACCGGCCGGCGCGGGCGCGCACUUUUCUGUUUCGAGUUGCCUGCUUACUCCUGAGUGGGAACGCCGGGCUCGCGUCAUCAUGCCAACGGUGGUGGUGAUGGACGUGUCCCUCUCCAUGACCCGGCCUGUGUCCAUCGAAGGCUCCGAGGAGUACCAGCGCAAGCACCUCGCAGCCCAUGGCUUGACCAUGCUGUUUGAGCACAUGGCCACAAACUACAAGCUCGAGUUUACAGCCCUGGUAGUUUUCUCAUCUCUCUGGGAGCUGAUGGUUCCCUUCACAAGAGAUUAUAACACUCUGCAGGAAGCACUCAGUAAUAUGGACGAUCAUGACAAGACGUGCCUGGAGUCCGCGUUGGCCGGCGUCUGCAGCGUUGUCCAGCAGGAGUGGGGCGGCGCCAUUCCCUGCCAGGUUGUCCUGGUGACCGACGGCUGCCUUGGCAUCGGGAGAGGGUCCCUGCGGCAUUCUCUCGCGACGCACAGUCAGAGAAGUGAGAAUAGCAGAUUUCCGCUUCCUUUCCCUUUUCCAUCUAAGUUAUACAUCAUGUGCAUGGCAAAUUUGGAAGAGCUCCAGAGCACCGAUUCCCUGGACUGCCUGGAGCGACUCAUAGAUUUGAACAACGGCGAAGGGCAGAUUUUCACUAUUGAUGGCCCCUUGUGCUUGAAAAAUGUUCAGUCCAUGUUUGGAAAGUUGAUCGAUCUGGCGUACACGCCUUUCCACGCCGUUCUCAAGUGCGGCCACCUCACCGCCGACGUGCAGGUCUUCCCCAGGCCCGAGCCUUUUGUUGUUGAUGAGGAGAUUGACCCUGUCCCAAAAGUCAUCAACACAGAUUUGGAAAUAGUGGGAUUCAUUGAUGUCGCUGAUAUUUCAAGUCCCCCAGUUCUGUCUAGACACCUGGUCCUGCCGAUAGCACUUAACAAAGAAGGCGAUGAGGUGGGCACUGGCAUAACUGAUGACAAUGAAGAUGAAAAUUCCGCCAAUCAGAUUGCAGGCAAAAUACCCAACUUUUGUGUCCUGCUCCACGGCAGCCUGAAAGUGGAAGGAAUGGUGGCAAUUGUUCAAUUAGGCCCUGAGUGGCAGGGGAUGCUGUAUUCCCAAGCCGACAGCAAGAAGAAGUCAAACCUCAUGAUGUCUCUCUUUGAGCCUGGCCCGGAACCUCUCCCCUGGCUGGGGAAAAUGGCGCAGCUGGGUCCCAUUUCAGAUGCUAAAGAAAACCCAUAUGGAGAGGAUGACAGUAAGAGCCCGUUCCCCCUGCAGCCCCAAAACAAACGAAGCUAUGCCCAGAAUGUCACCGUCUGGAUCAAACCCAGUGGCCUGCAGACAGAUGUACAGAAGAUCUUAAGAAAUGCAAGGAAACUACCUGAAAAAACACAAACCUUCUACAAGGAGCUGAACCGUCUGCGCAAGGCCGCCCUGGCCUUCGGCUUCCUGGACCUGCUGAAGGGGGUGGCGGACAUGCUGGAGCGGGAGUGCACGCUGCUGCCCGACACGGCGCACCCCGACGCCGCCUUCCAGCUCACCCACGCGGCCCAGCAGCUCAAGCUGGCCAGCAGCGGCUCCGCCGACCACGUGCGCUACGACCACAACAUCACCCCGCUGCACACGGACUUCUCGGGGAGCAGCGCGGAGAGGAUGUGACGCGCCUGGAGCCAGCCUGCCGCGGGGCACCCGGUGAAGACGACAGGGCGACGGCCUUCCCUGCAGUCACCACCGCGAACCCAGGGUGACUGCGGCUAUCUGAGGAGGGGAGCGAGGCCACGGGCUCUGGCUUUCUGGGACCUCAAGUUCUCACGCCCCAAGUGCUCCUGUGACAGGCCUGAAGGAUCCGGCUGGUAGCACGGAGCCCCACAGCCUGCCCCCAGGCCCCCCCAGCAGUCUUCCCCUCCGCCGCAGGCAUCUGCACGCUCUGCUUCCUGGAACGAGCGGCGCCACCUGGGGCCGGCCCAGCACGGGCCCAGAGCGGCCUGGGGACUCGGGCAGAGACUCGGUGGCGACCCUGAGGUGCUUUCAGUAUGUUGUGCAAGAGAAACUCAGAAACAUCCAUUUAUGUCAUAAAUGAUUCGUGUUUCUCCUUUUUUAAAAAAUAAAAACAAAGUAUUUGA
This is a messenger RNA of Sorex araneus (European shrew), 2226 nucleotides long. It is a transcript of the gene INTS14, whose product is annotated as integrator complex subunit 14. Lineage: Eukaryota; Metazoa; Chordata; Mammalia; Eulipotyphla; Soricidae. Gene Ontology annotation, cellular component: integrator complex. The transcript has 12 exons. Bases 206 to 1762 code for a protein of 518 amino acids. The record is from RefSeq and is a predicted model, not a curated record. Gene Ontology annotation, biological process: snRNA 3'-end processing.